AUGGCGACCACGACUCAACAGAAACUCCACCAUUCUACAUCUCAUACUCGAACCCUAGAUCUCGCCUCCUUCUGUUCCUAUAUCCCUUUGGCACUUACCGAUUCUUGUCCCUUCCCCGAGACAAACGUCGGUUACCUAAACUCAAAUCCUCUAAGGAUACCUGCUCCACCAUUUUAUUUAAGCAGACCAACUUUUGGAGAUGCAGAAAUAGACAGAGCAUCAUUGAAGAUUGGAGAAAAGAUUGCAUCUGGAUCAUGUGGUGAUUUGUGUGAGUGUGAAGAAGGAUGUGAUCGUGACAAUCUCUUCUUGUGCAUGGUUGGUGAGAAGAAGGAUAGAGUUACUGAUGCUCUAAAUGCUACAAAGGCUGCAGUUGAAGAAGGAAUUGUGCCAGGUGGUGGUGUUGCUCUUCUAUAUGCUUCAAAGGAGCUUGAUAAUCUUGUUACAGCUAAUUUUGAUCAGAAGAUUGGUGUUCAAAUAAUUCAAAAUGCUCUCAAGGCACUGGUGUACACAGUAGCUGCGAAUGCAGGAGUAGAGGGUGUUGUUGUUGUUAGGAAACUAUUAGAGAAAGAUAACCCCGACCUUGGAUAUGAUGCUGCUAAAGUAAUCAUGAUCAGUUGCAAACCACAAGUGGAUGAGCUGAGAACUAACUCGGUUAAUUCCCGGGCUUUGAGAAUUCCAUUCCCGUGGUUGGUCUUUAAUGAGAAGAUCAAAGCGAACUCUGUUUUUCUCCUGGAUAUGACUGUUGUUUCCGAUUCCGUCAUGCUACUGUUUGGUGGAAGCAUCUCAAAAGGCGAUAUAGAGAGUCUAUUACCUUUUCUUACUCCAUUCCUUUUUGAUUCCAUUCCAUUUCAUGAUAUGAAACAGGAUGGGCACUUGAAAAUGUUGGGAGGAUACUUGGAGUUCUUCAUGGAACCUUCAUUGGCUGAACUGUAUCACAACUUAAGAAAAGAUCUCUAUGAGUUAUUCCAGUAUAAAUUUUUUGAUACUUCUGUUUAUGGUAGUGGGUUUCCACGUGCAGCUGAUGAAAGACCAUCACCAUUGGUAUAUAUAGCUUGA
Molecule: messenger RNA, 1056 nt
Organism: Lactuca saligna
Lineage: Eukaryota; Viridiplantae; Streptophyta; Magnoliopsida; Asterales; Asteraceae
Source: the annotation of a GenBank genome assembly